Caenorhabditis remanei is the source of this 2571-nucleotide messenger RNA. RefSeq lists its product as uncharacterized. The transcript has 4 exons. NCBI's taxonomy places the organism in Eukaryota, Metazoa, Nematoda, Chromadorea, Rhabditida, Rhabditidae. The record is from RefSeq and is a predicted model, not a curated record. Bases 1 to 2571 code for a protein of 856 amino acids.
AUGAAAGUUUGGAAGCUCCUAUUCAUCGGAAUUCUCGCCGUUCCUUGUUAUCUGAAUGCUCUCUCUACUACUGACAAUCCUCCAGUAUCCAUUAUCGGAAAAGAAGGGAGUUUUUCCCGAAUCUCCGAAAUGAUUGGUGCUUAUGCCCGUGUCAGUAUUGGACUCUAUAUCCUUGGAGAGUUAAUCGAACCAUCCUCUCCUAACCUUGCUAUAGCUGGAUACAUGAAUAUAAAUGAGACAAUCGUUGAUGCCUGGCUGAGAGUUGAUGGAAAAGAAGCUGUAACUGUGGUAAACGGUAUAACACGUGCAGCAGGAAAUGGAACGAAGGGAAUACAAGUUGAUGACUACUUGGAUAGAAUCACUGCAUUCGAGAAAAUCUUCACAGAAAUUGUAAAUGGACCACCAAUCCCUUCGAACUCGGAGCUGGAGAGAAUGGGACAGAUUAUUGAUGGAUUUAAACAAGCUAGCGAUGUUUCAAUUGCACGGUUAACAUCACUCGAAAAAGAGAUCAAAGCAGCUAUGGAAAUGUCUUAUGUAAAUUUCUCGGUCUCGACGGAAAUCGACGAAUUCAGAAGAGUGAAUAAAAUAGCGAUAUAUGCGAUGGAACAGUACCCUGGUGAGGUGAAAUCGGUGACCGAAAAGCUGAAAAAAUUCGAUGGGAUUCUGAACUUCACUGAUAUCUAUGGACCAAUUCAAAAAAGAAUAACAAAAUACGAUGAAUACUUGACUCAAAGCAAUACAAAUCUGAACAUUUCCAACCUAGCGACAGUUCAGAAAAUCUUUUCGAAGUCAUCAGACUAUCAAGUAGCAUCAAAAAUAGCUGAAUCGCUCAAAACAUUGACGCUUCUGGAUGAGACUUCAUCACUCGGUCGAAUCUGGGCGGAAGUUUUCAAAAAUGAUUUCACGGAACUGGAGGUACUAAAACAAGAUCUCGAUAGUCCAUUGUUGAAGAACACAUUGAAUAAAGGAGAGGAUCUGGAAGUGCUCAAAAAAGUGAUGAAUCCUAUUUUCGACAUCGGAAAAAUCGUAUCAGGAUUUUGGACUGAUUCUGAUGCUAUCUUCAGAGAUAUAGACUUCAAAGAGCAAGCAAACAUCAUUCAGCAACUUUUGACUAAUAUGGCGGAGGUAUCUAAUCUCGAGAAGUCAGUUGCUGCUGUAUCUUCGAUGUUGAAAUUGAAAAACAUUUCGAAAGAAUUGGAUGAUUUUAAGACAAAUUAUGACAAGAUCAAUUUGGAUGGAUUUCUUAAACAGUCACAAAUUGUUGACAAACUAAACGAAACACACAAAUAUGCAUAUGAAGUUAAUAUCCACAUUCCUCAUUGGAUAAGUGUCGUCGAAGAGGCUGAACGGACCAAAAGUUUAAACAACUAUAAAGAAGCGUCGAAUUCGGAUAAGUACGAAAAGUUCAAAAAUGAUCAUCCAUUGAGUACUAUACUUGCCAACUAUGGUGAAGCAGUAAAAGAUAUUCGAAUAACCUUCUCCUCUAAUAUCAACUUCCCGAAUAGUCAAGUGAAUGCGAUGUUCGCAAUGGCCACAUCUCUCAAUAAGACGAUGGAAGAGAACGAAAAGUCACUUGCAGAAGUUAAAGCGGCUCUGAACUUUAUCAAGAUUAGUCAGAAAGGAGAAAAUUGCGCUCAUUUUGUUUCCAAAAUCGGUACACUUGAGAAAAUUAUGGAUGAAAAAAGGAAGCAGUUGGAUACUGAAAGAGAGAAACUCAAGGAUUCGCCAGAUGCCGAGUUCUACAAAGAAGUUGUGAAACUGAAUCGGGGUUUCAAUGUGAAAGCGAAGCUAGUUGCUGGUUCGAAUCUAUUCAAAAUAUUCGAUAAAAUAGUGAGAGACACUAAGUUCGAUAACUUCUUCGAAGCAGGAGAUGUCCUCUACAAAAAGAUUCAAGAGGUGCCUUUCAGUAACAAGAACCGAUUCAAAUUGAUCCUGAAGAUGAAGAAACUCCAAACUAUCAAAAGUCGUUAUGAAGAGUUGAAGCAGGAGAUUUUGUUGCGAAAACACCGCUAUAAUAAUGUGCCGAUGGAAAAUUUGAUUCAACUGAGAUGGCUCAUCGAAAAUCUCUACGAACUUCCGAAUCCAGAAUUGAAAGUGGAAGAAUGGAAACAGUUCGCCGGCCUCGAGUCGCUCAAAAAUAAUACAUCGGGAGGAAACGAACUCGCCAAUUUCGAAAAAGCGAUCGAGGGAAUUUCCGAUUUGGACUUUGCUGAGUAUCAGAAAAAUGUUCCAAAUACUUAUGCAAACUUGAGAGCACUGAUACGAUUCCACAAUGCAAUUCUAGCUACUGAGAAAGUUUCGUCAAAAACCUUCUGGGAUUGGAAUCAUCAGUGGAUCGAAAUCGUGGGAUUCGUCGCUAUCACACUGAUUCUAAAUGCUCUUGCAUACGGCGGGGCUGCUUUGUAUAUCAGAAAGAAGAAUGUGACUCCGGAAGAGCUGGCGAAAAGAAAGGAAAGAAAGAAGUUAGAGGAGAAGGAGGAAUCAGAAGAGAAGGCAAAGAAUAAAACAGAUCCUAACAGUAAAGCUAAAGAAAAGAAGGGAACUACUACUAAUGUUAAAGCCAGACGCUAA